AUGUUCAAGCCGUCACCAACGCCAUUCAUUUUGGCCGCCGAGGGAAGACAUAUAGCGACGACAAUUUUCCUUCACGGCCUCGGCGACCAAGGCGACGGCUGGGGAUCCGUGUUCCAGCACGAAGCCCGCGUGCCCGGCAUGAAGUACAUCUGCCCGAGCAGUGCGAGCCGACCGGUGACGUUGAACAUGGGAAUGAAGAUGCCGGCGUGGUACGAUCUGAAGGGACUGAGCCCGGAUGUGCCCGAAGAUGACGAGGGCAUCGAGGCAGCCAAGAAACUCGUGCACACGAUAAUCGACAAAGAGAUCGCCGCAGGCAUCCCGGCGAACCGCAUCGUGCUGGGCGGGUUCUCGAUGGGCGGCGCCCUGGCCCUCUACGCCGGCAUCACCUACCCGCAGAAACUGGCCGGGAUUGUCUCGCUGUCCGGUUUCCUCAUCCAGCGCAGCAAACUGCCCGGGAAUCAUCACGCCAACCUCAACACGGCCACGCUGCUCUGCCACGGCUCGGACGAUCCGCUCGUGCCGCUGUCGUACGGGCAGCUGACGCACACGCUGCUCAAGACGUUCAUGCCGAACACGCAGUUCAAGCUCUACCCGGGACUCGGCCACUCCAGCUCGGCGGCGGAGCUCAACGACCUGCGCAACUUCCUGAUCAACAACGCUUGCAUGGAU
This is a messenger RNA of Mesorhabditis spiculigera, 669 nucleotides long. Lineage: Eukaryota; Metazoa; Nematoda; Chromadorea; Rhabditida; Rhabditidae. The record is from the annotation of a GenBank genome assembly.